Messenger RNA from Macrobrachium nipponense, 1419 nucleotides. RefSeq lists its product as uncharacterized. Lineage: Eukaryota; Metazoa; Arthropoda; Malacostraca; Decapoda; Palaemonidae. The transcript is spliced from 9 exons. The record is from RefSeq and is a predicted model, not a curated record. Bases 187 to 1404 code for a protein of 405 amino acids.
AGAUGAUAAGAGAGAGAGAGAGAGAGAGAGAGAGACUCAGUGUGAAAAGUAGUGUCGGUAAGAGGAACCGCUGAGGCAGUUGGGAUGUUGAGAGUCUAGGGGAAAAGUUAUAAGCAGCCGCGCCAUCGUUAGGACGAAAGAUAUUGCGUCUGCAGUAGGUGAAUAACCUCAGAUUAAACAGAUAUAAUGUGUCUUCGACUUUGCUGCGAUCCUUACAAGCUUACAUAUAUUGCUGCUAUUUACACAGCCGUUGAGGCAGUGCUUUUUGGGACUAUAAAUUUUUUACUAAUACUGGUAGCCACAUGCAUCAUCAAACCAACAGAUCGCCAAUUACAUGCUGGUCUUGACCAAUUCUACAGCUGGUACUAUUACUCUGUUAAUGGCUCCUGCACUGAUCGAUAUGGACAAAACUUUACUGUCCCCGACUGGGUUAAAGAUGACUACCCAUUACCAAUUAGACCAAAAGAGACGCUGCCAGACACUAAUUUGGCAUACCAAAUUUCAUACUUAGUCUUGCAUGCAUUUUGGUUCAUCUCUGCAUUCAUUCUUAUGUACGGUAAUGCUCGGAAACGUUGGGGAUAUUACCUUCCCUGGCUACUUAUAAGUAUAACAUUUACUUUUAUGGACAUUGCUAUUGGGGCAUUUUUCAUUAUAGAUAUGUUGGAUGUACUCAAAGAGGACAGCAGUGAAGAUGCUUUAAAAGAAAUUGGACCAAUGAUCUGGAGUUUCAGUUUGUACCUCAGGGGUUACGUAUUCUGGUUUGGAAAUCUUGGACAUCUUGCCACUGUCCUCAAUGCUUUCUGUAAAACUUACCACAAGAGGAGCAAAGAAAAAAGAAAAAGAAAGAAGUUACAGAGGAAACAAGAAAGGGAACUGGCUAAAGCUCGAAUGGCAGCAGCUGCAGAAGCUCAAGCAUCUUAUAAUGAAGUUCCAAUGCAAACUAUGCCAACACCCAAUGAUUACCAGUCAUCUUCAGUACCUUCUCUUCAACAUGAUGAGGCAGAGGAGAGCCCAGGUGCUCAAAAUUAUGGAUAUGAAGAACCUUACAAUGCUGACCCUCCUGAUUAUGUCAAAUCUACCCCUCUUCCACCAAAAGUUCCUAAGGAAGUGAGACCAUUCUCAUACCUUAACCCUGGUUUUAGACCCAACAACCCACAUGAUGUCACUGGAAUGAAAGCAAACCCUUCUCCAAACUUACCAGAAGUUAGCAGCAACCCAAAAGGACAAAGCUACUUCUCUGCUGUGCCUCCUGCUGAUUAUGAUGAUGAAAACGAUGACCAAUAUUCUCCAGCACAGCUGCCUCGACUGAAAUUAGGAGCCAAAUUUAGCAGUGACUCUUCUAAUACUUCAAGAAAUCCCCAGCCACCACCUAACAGGGAACAGAAUACUGAACACUACUUCUAGAAUAAGUCAAUAUAC